This is a messenger RNA of Lolium perenne, 1413 nucleotides long. RefSeq lists its product as uncharacterized. The record is from RefSeq and is a predicted model, not a curated record. Lineage: Eukaryota; Viridiplantae; Streptophyta; Magnoliopsida; Poales; Poaceae.
AGCAUUCAAGCAACAAAUGUCUAUCGGUCAUGUAGCCUGUGUGGAACUGCAUGAAUGACAAUUACAAUGGCAAAACGACACCCGGCAAGAACAAUGUGAAGAUGAGCGGACGGGUGGUCCAAGAGAACAAGACCCUAUUCAGUUUGCUAGAGCGUGAGGCCGGCCGGCAAGAUACAUUUGGACUAGCUUGGGCUACCUACGGAGCUGUCGAAUAAAUAUUUGGCGCUUGCUGAUGGGCUAGACAAGAUCUCGUCCCAAACACGAACGGAGGAACAUCAGGAUCAUGGGCAAAGCCGUCGCUGGCCAGCUGAAUGCCGAAACUGCUGGCCCUGCUGGCCGACCCCAGCAGCAGCCACCGCCGCCUGCGAACCAUGGCCGGUGGCAGCAUCUGCCACCCGGUGUCUCUGGUCGACCCCUGGUGGAGGUGUUUGGCACGAGGACUAACUUCCCCGUAGUCGGAACCAUCGCCGUCUUCGACGGAACAUGCGGCCAGAUCGUCUACGAAAACGAUCAAGGACGAGGGCGUGCUCGCAUCAGCAACCCUGAGGAUUUUACAGAUUUGGUACUCACCGGACCACACAGGGCCAUCUCAGCCGAUGGCGGGAGCUUCGCCGUGAAAGUCGAUCUCCCCAGCUCCGACGAAUCUGACGAUGUCGACGGAGCCACGCUCUGGGAGUGUGACGCCGAUGACACCGAUUCCAUGGUUGAAUCUAGCAUCACUACAGACAAUGGCAACAUCGUUGUGACGUGCGCGAUGUUAAGCAACGCCGUGGAGGCCACCGUUCAUGUCAACCUUGCUGCUACCACCACCACCCACGUCUAUGGCAAAAUCUUCGCGCACAUCCCACAGUUCCGAGACGAGGAUAACAUGGUUCUCUUCGACCGUGGAACCGAUGAGAUGGUGGAGCUCGCCCCCUCCUCUUCUGGCUCCGUCAUCCCGCUGGCGCGAUCAGUAGUUGCGGUGCCAAUUGGCUCGCCUCUCGUGAUCAUGAAGGUAAGCCUCCAUGCAACAACAACACCACCAGCAAUAGCUCCUGUACAUGAAGAUACCGCCAUUCCUAUUGGCGGGCGAUCUCAUUUUCCACUUGGACGAGCAUAUGCUGCCAAUCCACACCGCCAUUGGCCAGCUCAGCAUCCAUGUCGAUGUCACCCAAUGAGUGCAGGGAGAGGGAACCACUUCCCCAGAUCAAUUGAUCUCAGGAGCAUUAGUUGGUGAGUUUAUAUAUGGUUUGCAGUGGUGCCGACUGAAUUAGUUGGAUAUCUGGCUCCAAGCCAAGAGGGUCGAGGAGGAAAUCCACUCGAUCUCGACCGCCACUCAUAGCUAAAUACAUUUUCACCAAAUUAUCUGGGCCAAUCAAUUUCCUCAUAGCCACUAGGGAUCUGGAUACCUAGGUGUUCUGAAUGUAUAUAUAU